Parnassius mnemosyne (clouded apollo) is the source of this 2850-nucleotide messenger RNA. The record is from the annotation of a GenBank genome assembly. NCBI's taxonomy places the organism in Eukaryota, Metazoa, Arthropoda, Insecta, Lepidoptera, Papilionidae.
AUGAAUAUCUCUGCUCUGCUACAUUCACAGCCGGAUUUCCUACAGUGUCAAAAUUGUGCUGACGGUAGGCUGUUUAAAGGUAAAAGGGGAUUAAAUAUACAUAUUAAACGAUGCCAUAGUAAAAGUAUUUCGGCUUCACAGCCUGCCGUAGAAAUUCAUAACUUUAUUAGCAAUUCCUCUAAUGACACAAAUUUUUCCCUUUUUUCGGAGCAAAUUUAUAAUUAUUAUCGUAAUGUACCAGUGAUUAAAAGAAUUCCUAGAGGUGCGAGGGUGCAGCUUGCUAAAGCAUUGUCAUGCACUAUUCAAAAUUGUUUCACUAAUAGUGAAAAUAGUUGGCAAAAAUUAUUUACUUUCGCGUAUUCCCAUUUUCAUUUUGAUAAAACAACAAAUAAAUCAAUUACGUCUCAACUAAAAGAGACAUCUUUUCAAAAUUUAGAUUACCCAAUUAAUACUCAUUUAUCUCGACCACGUCCUAAAUUUGAUUUAAAAAAAGUAGUUGAGUCGAAAGUAAUGGAUGGCGACUUAAAAAAUGCAUCCCGUAUUUUAUUCUCAGACGACAUCCUGGCUCCUCAUAAUGUCGAAACUCUUGAAAGCCUUCGUCAAAAGCAUCCUUCGGUCAAACCGUCUCAGGGUUUACCGCUGCCUCCCAAGACUUCUAUGCAACCUUUACAAAUUUCGGAAAAAGACACUUUAGAAGCAAUUAUGUCAUUUUCGAAUGGCUCUGCUGGCGGCAUUGACGGAAUUACGCCUCAACAUCUUAAAGAUCUUGUAAGCGCUUCUGCCGGUGACGCCGGCGGAGUACUUCUUAAAGACAUUACAAAAUUAUGUAACUUUAUGCUUUCUGGUAAUGUUAAUCCAAAUUUCAUUCCAUUCUUAUAUGGGGCAAGAUUAUGUGCCUUCAAAAAAAAGGAUAACGGUAUCCGUCCUAUUGCCGUUGGUUCCACAUUUCGACGCUUAACUUCAAAAUUAGCUUGCAGGCACAUAAUCUCAAACCUUAAGACCAAAUUUCAGCCUACUCAACUAGGUUUUGGCACUAGAGGUGGCUGUGAGGCGGCGGUACAUUCAGUGCGUACAUUUUUAACAAACUCUGAUGCAGAUGUUCUUGUGAAGGUUGACCUAAGGAAUGCUUUUAACUCUAUCGAUAGGGUAACCUUGCUGAAAGAAGUGGCUAACAAUACCCCCGAAAUUUAUCAUUACGUUUGGCAAUGUUAUAGUCAAAAUACUAACUUGUUUUACGAAAACCAUGUUAUCGAUUCUGCUGUCGGUGUUCAGCAGGGUGACCCACUGGGUCCAGCACUUUUCAGUUUGGGAAUUCAACCCAUUAUUUCAAAUUUGAAAUCCAAGCUGAAUGUCUGGUACCUAGACGACGGUACACUGGGAGGUAGAGCAGAUGACGUCCUCAGCGAUCUUACUCAUAUUUUUCGAAAUUUUAAAAAUAUUGGCCUUGAACCAAAUAGCAAUAAAUGUGAAAUAUUUUUUUCCAAUAAUUUAUCUACUUCUCAUAGAGACAUUUUAAUUCAAAAUUUUAAUCAUAUUUGUCCAGGAAUAAAAACUGUCAGUACGGAAUCACUAUACCUGCUAGGUGCCCCGUUGUUUUUCGAUAGUAUUAAACCUGUUUUAAAAACAAAAUUUGAUCAGUUUUUAAACCACGUUGAUAAAUUGUAUAAAUUAAACCCCCACAUAGCUCUUACUAUUUUAAAAUAUUGUCUUCUUGUACCUAGAUUUACAUACUUACUCCGCUCGAGUCCAGUCUGGAAAUGUUCGGAUAUUUUACAAGAUAUUGAUAAUAAUCUUAAAAUAGCUAUAGAAAAAAUUCUAAAUUUAACUUUAAAUACAACAGCCUGGACUCAAGCUACUUUACCUAUAAAAUUUGGUGGCAUUGGUGUGAGAAAUCUUUCUAGCGUUGCAUUGCCUGCUUUCCUUGCUUCCGUGCAUAGUGUCAGUGACUUAUGUAACAUAAUUUUAAAUAAUAAAGUAGACCUAUGCUUUGCUACGGAGGCAGGGCAGACAUGGCAAACGCUCUGUCCUGGUGAAAAUAUUCCACUGGAAGUUAACCAACAAAAACAGUGGGAUAUUCCGUUGGUACAGGGCGUGCAGAAGGAUUUGUUUCAUAAUUUCCAUAGUGACCAAGAUAAGGCACGCCUUCUAGCUGUUUCGACUAAGGAAUCUAGUCACUGGUUACACGCUUUACCAUCAAGUAAUCUAGGCACAUUACUUGAUAGGGAUAGCUUGCGCAUUGCCGUAGGAAUCCGACUGGGAGCGGCGAUUUGUCAACCCCAUCAGUGCCCGUGUGGUAGCAGCGUCGACAAGUUUGGGCUCCACGGACUUUCAUGUAAGAAAAGCGCUGGUAGGUUUUCACGACAUAGUUCUUUGAACGAUGUCAUCCGAAGGGCUCUUGCCUCUAUAAAUGUUCCCUCGGUUUUAGAGCCUUGUGGAAUAUUUAGAGACGAUGGCAAGAGACCCGACGGUAUGACAUUGGUCCCUUGGGAGAGAGGUAAAGCCCUAGUGUGGGAUGCUACUUGCGUAGACACUCUGGCGGCCUCUCAUCUCAGGGGUUCCUCGUUUAAAGCCGGGGCAGCAUCAGAGGCAGCUGAACUGAGUAAGUGGCGCAAAUAUGAGUCUCUGAGAGAUGACUACAUAUUUGUGCCAUUUGCUGUAGAGACUAUCGGUCCGUGGGGUCCACGUGCGGUGAAGUUCCUAAAGGAACUCCAUCCGCGGCUGGUCGUUGCUGCUGGUGAUAAGAGGGCUGGUUCUUUCCUCGCUCAAAGGCUAAGUAUAGCCAUUCAGCGGGGAAACGCAGCCAGCGUUCUUGGCACGAUACCGCGGGGAGUAGGACUAUAUGAUAAUUAA